CCGCGGCGCGAGUUCGGUGAGCCCGCAGUUCUCAGGGUGGCUGGUGGCUCGUCAGUUCGGUGGACGACCGUGCGAGAGCGCCGUCGUGGCGGCGUGAUCGAUCUCUUAUCGCUCUCUCCGCGGCGGCAUUCGCGCGCCCGCAUAGCACCCGAUAAGCGCGGUGGAGGACACCGCGGUGUGAAAACUUCUCUAGAAGCGAGACAGAGAAAGAAAGAGAGAAAGAAAGAAAGGUGGUGCGCGCGAAGGGCGUCACACAGAUCGUUGUCGUCGUGACGAUGACGUCGCACCGCCGACCGGCGGUGAUCGCCGCGAUGUCGCCAGCAAACGAGUAGUAAAGCCGCGUUAUAAGCGCGACGAGAAACGAGACGCCGCCAGCGAGUGGCUUGAACGCGGCCUUCCUUUCGAUGGCGCGUGGACGCGGCGACGGCGGGGAAACCCCUAUCGACCCUAUCCGGCGGCUGGUUAACCUUGCGGCCUGUCUCUAGACGUUCCGUCUAUACGGCUACGUGGUGUGUCUCGGUCGCUCGUUCGUUCGUUCUUGCUUGCUUGCUUGCUUGCUUGCUUGCUUGCUUGCUUCGUUCUCCGUUCGUAUUCCGUUCGUUUUCAAGAUUUGUGCGUUCAAUCGCGCGACCGGGUCGUUUCUCCCCCUCUUUUCUCCUGCGGACCUUGAUCUACGUUGAACGCGUCUAACCCGGUCAAUCACCCGUUCUUUGGCACGCGCGACUCGUCGGGCUUGUGCCUGUCAGCUGGCUAGCGGUCGACAGCGGCGGUCGGUGGUGUCGCGGUCGAAUCCGUCGAGUGCCGAUCAUGCCUGGUUUGAGCGUUGAGUCUCGACCACCGUGUGUGUCCUCACGGGAGAAGUGAAGCGAAGUGUCGUCGAGUCUGCUACGCUUCAGCUUGGCAGCAGCGGUUUCAGUCGGCCGGUCGGCCCGGUGAAAUUGGCGAUAUUCGGGGAUGACAGCGCGCGAGAUAUGCAAUAUAUGACAAUUCGGCAUCAAGUGAAGGAUGAUCGCUCGCAAGUGCUGUAUCCGCGAGAUCAAUUUCUUCCUUACUGAGGACUGCGAAGGCAUUUCGUGCCUCCAUGGCUAUUGCAGGAUCCGAGCGGCACGUGAAAGCACAAGAAGAGGAAUCAAGAACGAUUACCGAUCGAUACGAUGCAACCAGGGGAUGCCAGUUGCGGCGACGAUGAAACACGAGCGACGUUAAAGUGCAAUCGUCUGGAAUGAAGCAUUGGAGAUAAAGGCCUCCGAGUAUUAUCAAGGCGCGACAUUUAUGACGACAUCUCGCCUCGUUGUAGAGCACGAAACUCGAACAGGCGAAUAAAAAAAAAAAAAAAACGCCUCCUCUGCGACAUGCCCUUUGCGAAAUAUCGACAAUUUCCGUUGCUGCCAUAUCGGAGUGCACAAAGCCCUGCUGCUGUGACGAUUCCUUUACUCAAUCAACCAUCUCCAUUAAAUUCGUUGAAACACGUUAGAGACGUGUUCGAAUAUUUUUUUGGAAUUUUCCGUCGUCACGUUUCUAUAUCAUAAUUAUCGCCAGUUACCUUGGUAAAUAAUUAUGCCUCGACGUCGGCCUCGUUGAUCGGCGCGAGAUGAUGCAACGCUCGUUACUCGGAGAGCGAUCGUUGUCUGCAAAUCGAUCGCAAGUCUGCGGAGAAUCACAUCCACAUUUACUUGCGGUGUGUGGUGCCUCGUCAUGAGAGCGGAAGUUGGUGGACGAGCGGCGACGAGCGUCGCGCGGGGCUUAUCGUCAGCGGGCUUACGGCUAGUGACCCGGAAGAGCGCGAGAUGAAAGUGCGCACGUCGCGAGAUGUCAUCGGAAUUGAAUCGGAUGAAGAGAACAGACGGGAUGGGAACGGCCGGAAAAAUUCCCGUGACGGCGGCGACGGCGACGACGUUCGGCGACAGGGCGAGCCGUUCGCUAGCGCUCUUGGCCGUGGUCGUCUGGUGUUCCUGCUGGCUCCUGCUGAUUGGCGAAUGCGCCGGCCAGAAGCCCAUCAAUCUCGGCGGCAACAAGAAGCGCGAUGUCUACAUCGCCGGCUUCUUCCCGUAUGGCAACCACGUGCCGGAAGGUCACAUCGGGCGCGGCGUCAUGCCCGCGGUUAAGCUCGCCGUGGAGCACAUCAACGAACAUGCGACCAUACUCAGGGAUUAUCGGCUGCACAUGUGGUGGAACGACACGGAGUGUAGCGCCGCAGUCGGGAUGAAAGCCUUUUUCGACAUGAUGCAUAACGGGCCGCACAAGGUGAUACUCUUCGGCGGCGCUUGCACCCAAGUCACGGACCCGAUAGCGAAAGCUUCGAAACACUGGCGCCUUACGCAGCUCAGCUAUGCAGAUACUCAUCCUAUGUUCACAACCAACAGCUUCCCGAAUUUCUUCAGGGUCGUGCCGUCUGAAAACGCCCUGAACGCACCGCGAGUGGCGUUGUUGUUGCACUUCAAUUGGACGCGGGUCGGCACGAUUUAUCAAAACGAGCCCAGAUACGCACUGGUGCACAAUCGAUUGGUGGCCGAUUUGGACGAGAGCAAGAUGGAGCUCGUGGAGACGUUGAGCUUCGCUACGGAAGUGAGGACGGCGCUCGAGAAGCUCAAGGAGAAGGAUGUAAGAAUCGUGCUGGGUAAUUUCAACGAGGCGUGGGCCAGGCGAAUAUUCUGCGAGGCCUACAGAUUCGGACUUUAUGGUAGAAAGUAUCAGUGGGUCAUUAUCGGCACUUACACCAGAGAGUGGUGGCUGCGUCCGGACGGCGGAUGCGAUCCCUCCGAGUUAUCCGAGGCUCUCCACGGUGUCAUCCUAACCGAUCUGUUGCCGCUGACGACCGAGGAACAGCAUACCACAUCCGGAAUCACUCCGGAUCAGUAUCAAGUCGAGUACAACUCGAGGCGGGGUAGCGAGUACUCCAGGUUCCACGGAUACACGUACGACGGUAUCUGGACAAUCGCCCUGGCCGUAAAGAAUGUCGCGCGCAGAAUACGGCACUUUCAUCGUAACCAGACUAUAUCCGACUUUCGGUAUAGGGACGUAUUAUGGGAGAAGCUCUUCCUCGAUGCCCUCAGGAAUACAAGCUUCGACGGUGUUACGGGACCGGUUCGCUUCUACGAUAACGAAAGGAAAGCGUACAUUCUUCUAAAACAAUUUCAAAACGGUCAGGAGGUAAAUGUAGGCGAGUACGAUAGCAUAACCGGUGUUCUGAAUCUGAGCAGAGGGGACGCGGUGCUGUGGAACGGGAGAUCGCCGCCGAAAGAUCGGACCGUCCGCAUCAUCGAGCACUCCACCGUGGACAUCACGCUAUACGCGGUGCUAGCCUCGGCCGCUAGUGUCGGUAUUGUCUUGGCAUCCAUAUUUCUCGCCAUCAAUAUCAGAUACCGAAAUCAAAGAUACAUCAAAAUGUCAUCGCCCCACCUCAACAAUCUCAUCAUCGUCGGUUGUAUGCUGACCUAUAGUAGCGUUAUCUUCCUCGGACUAGACUCGCAAUUAUCGAGCGUAGCGGCCUUCCCAUACAUUUGUACGGCCAGAGCGUGGCUGCUGAUGGCCGGUUUCUCAUUGGCCUUCGGCUCCAUGUUUUCGAAAACAUGGCGCGUACACUCCAUAUUCACCGACGUGAAACUCAAUAAGAAGGUGAUAAAAGAUUACCAGCUGUUUAUGGUGGUCGGGAUACUGUUGGCUGUCGAUCUCACCAUCAUGACGACGUGGCAGAUAGCCGAUCCGUUCUAUCGGGCAAUCAAGCAGAUGCAGCCUUACCAUCAUCCCUCCAGCGAGGAUAUAAUAAUCGUCCCGGAGAACGAGUAUUGUCAGAGCAAUCAAAUGAAUAUUUAUCUGUUUUGCAUAUAUGCAUACAAAGGCCUUUUAAUGAUAUUCGGUGCCUUUCUGGCAUGGGAGACGCGGCACGUUAGUAUACCGGCAUUAAAUGACAGUAAAUACGUGGGAAUGAGCGUGUACAACGUUGUUAUAAUGUGCGUCACUGGCGCGGCUAUAAGCUUCGUGCUGACUGACAAACAGGACGCCAUGUUCAUAAUGUUGGCGGUGUUCAUUAUAUUUUGUAGUACAGCUACUCUUUGUCUGGUUUUUAUUCCUAAGGUAAUAGAGUUACGCAGAAAUCCGCAAGGGGCGAUAAAUAAGCGGACCAGGGCGACUCUCAGGCCAAUGUUGAAAAUACGAAGGGACUCGACAGUCAGCGAGAUCGACGAGCGUUUGAAGGAAGCGAAGCUGGCGAAUAAAAAAUUCCGGAAGCAACUGUUGCAAAAGGAUUCCGAGCUUCAGGGAUUUUUAAGGAGAAUGGGCGAAGAAACUGCAAGUGAAACGCAAGAGACGGUUGAUACGUUGCCUGUUCCAAAGCCAGAAGAGGCCGUUAAAAGGGAAGGACCGUCAAUAACCACAGAAACAACUGAUGUUUCAAUGUCCAUAUGCAGCUUGAACUCAUCAACUGUUUCGCAGCCGGAGGGUGAUUACGUCAACGUGGAUCAAGUAACAAAGAAAAAAUCGUCGUCCAUCACGAAAGCCACGUCAAUCACCAUCGAUAACGAACGAGUGGCUAUGACGGCCCAGAUCGAGGAGAGCUCUUCUCCGGGCGUCGAGACUACGACGGACGCGUUCCCACCGCUGCCUCUGCCGAUGACAAUAGCUAUGACAACGACGACGGCGACGGCGACGGCGACGGCGACGGCGACGGCGACGGUUACGACGACGGUGACGGCGAUGGCAACGGUAACGGCGACGGCGACGAUAACGGCAACAGCGACGGUGAUGACACCAAUAACGACGCAUUCCAGACACACGUGCGGCGCGGAUGCAUCGCGGCGCAAGAGCGCCUCCGACGAAACAGGCAAGACGAGUGAGUCCAUGUCGCUGAUACGCAACAGGAGUCAAGAACCGUUGCCGAACGACGCCGCGACGACGACGCGCUUUGUGCCGCCGGUCGUCGAAGAGAGCGACUCCGUGAUUCUCGAGGAGACCGAGAUUGCGAGGCAUGUGUGUCGUGUGAGAAGACGGAGCAAGGACGAACGCAGGGCGAAGCUAUCGACACCACCGCCGACUAAGAACGUGUCCUUUGGUGAGCUUCACGAGCAGAGCUACAUUGAGCAGGUCAUCAUGCCAUUCCCGUUGACGCAGUAUGUGCCAAAUCAUCGGCAUGCCGAAAAGUACGAGGAAUCGAUGUCGACGAUCAUCCAGCGCUCCAUGUCGGAGCGCUCGCGAGAAAAGUGUCUGCGGCUGCACAUCAGCGGUGGCCACCCCAUAGUCGAGUGCUCGCAUCGAGUCGCGCGCCGUAUGUGCCGUCACGCGGGCUCGAAAUUGCGCCACCAGGCACGGCUGGAGUACGUGCAGAGCACCCCGAACGUGGCGACGAUGAACAAUGGCAAACACGUCGUGGCCAACUCGGGCGGCGGAACCGGCGACGUGAACGGUGAUUCCGCGGUGAACGUCUCCAAGAUGUACAGCGCCGUGUCGGACGGCGAGCUACUGGAUCUCACGAUCCUGCCGAUUUUUCAAAAGCUCCUCACCGAGCGGCAUAAGAGCACUGCCAGACGGGGCUACCGCUCUAAUAUAGCUAGUUGCCCGAAUAUAUCCAUCAAGUGCGACAUUGUCGAGUAUCUCUAACACGUGUCCAGCCGGCGACCUGAUCACUGCGCGACGAUACUUGCUCACAUUUCCCGUCACACUGGACUCACAAUCGGUAGAAUGUGUUAGGUCAGUUAUCUAACAAUAAAUCGAUUAGAUGAAUUAAUUGAUCUCGCGCCAGCGACGAUUCUUUAGCGACAAAUCAUUGUUAAGUUGAAGAUAUUAGGUAUCGAAUAAUGUUUGUGCCGUUCCGUUAACUCAUUUAUAAGAAUAACGACGCGAAUAAAGACGCUGGCUGUUCACGUGAGCGUGGAUUAAUCAAUUCGCUCCGUCUCUCGCGUUUUCGCUCGGCAUUUAAUAUUACGAAAAAACGGAUGAAAAUAAAAAAAUAAAUAAACAAAAAGAACGCGUGAAUAAUGUAACGCUCUAGUAAAAUAAUAAUUGUCUCGAAUAUAUCGUUCUCAUCGCGAAGUGCAAGAAAAACGAUGCGACGAUCGAUUAAAGGGCGCAUGAUUAAAGGUAAAACUUUUUCUAUAGUACACACGGGAUAUUUUCUAAUGCGCGACGAUGAUUAUUUAAACGUAAGAAUAUAUAAAGGACAAAACGCGAAGAAAAUAAUAUCGAAAAAUCGGUGAAAAUCCUCUCAUGGAGACACACUUGGAAAUCUCACCGAAAUUUCAAUUUCACUCGUCGUUGCUCAGUUUAUUUUUUAGACGUAGACGGAGUGUAAACAGAUUUGGGCGCGAUAUCUAUCGAAUACACACACACACACACACACACACUCUUAGUUACUUAAACGUCAGUCAAUAGAUCUUGUAUCUCAUUAGUGACAUAUGCAACAUGUAACAAACACUGCGGAGAAGCACAAAUGAGAAGAAAAAAAAAAGCUUCGUAUAUAGUAUCCGUAAAACACACACACAUACUUUCGGGAGUGAAAUCGGGAUGAAAGAUAGGAGGGGUCAUCUACGCAAUCGAUAUAGCGUAUUGCUUUUGGGGCAGAAAAUUGGGAUAGAAGGGAAGGGAGGGGUGAGGGGUAAAACCUAGCAGCGAACAAAUAUUGUUUAAAUAUUUCUUAGUACGACCGAAGAAUAUUUUUGUGACGCGACUUUAAAACAUUAAACUAGUUCUAAUUGAUGCGGUAUUGAUUAAUAAUAAUAUACCUUCGAGAUAUUUACAAGACGAAUUGCAAGAUAAAAAAAAAAAAAAAUAUUCGUUAGUCGCGGGAAUAAGAAAGGAGAUUUGACUGUUGCAACGAUUUUCCCAUCAGAAGAUUUCUCGUUCAUCGAUCGCGACGAGGCGAGAACGAGAACACUCCCUGGAAAAUGAAGGGAGAUCGCGUUAUAAAAUGUCGCCGUUGGCUAACAAAUGUUUUUUUUUUUUUUCCGAUAGAGAAAACAUACAUAUAUCUAUAUAUAAGGAUUGUUAAGGCAAAGAUAUCGAGAACAUGUUAAUUAAAUGCGUUCUCUCCUUCGGACGCUCCGUUUUCACGAAAAAUCUCGCCAAAAUCUCAGGCCGAGGCGGCGGAAAAGCGCGACACACUUUACAAAUACUAAAGUAAGUUUCCCCUCGCGUACAUUUCUAAAAUGAAUAACUAUGUGUUUGUAAAUAUAUGUUACAAAGUAAUAUAUAUUCAUUGAAUAUUUCCUAUACACGUGUAUACACACAUACACAUAUACUUGGCGCGUCUAGCCAAUCCUAGGAGAUAAUUACAUGAUGAUUUCACCAGGCAUAUUUCGUUCUCCGCUAGGGUGCUGUGUUCAAAAAAUACAUACCUCGAAGAGAGUGUGGUGGCGGAGCAUAUUAAUAUAAAUACCCUUCGGGUACAUCUCUAGAACUGAUAAUUAUCGAAUCGAAUCAAUGCAUGCAUUGUCAAUUGCCCUACGUUCUUUCGUUUUAUACGAAAAAAAUAAUAAUAAUAAUAAACAAGCACUCGCGAUAUCCUGCAUCCAACGAGAUACUGAAAAUCCAUUUGCGGAAAACCGAGAAUCGAAAGUCCCUUUUGCUCUAAAACGGGGUUUAAGAUCGCGAAAAUAAAAUGUUUGAGUGAUAAAACCAUCCCCUCUUUUUUACACGAAUGAGAUCUAGUUUUUCUAGUUAUUUCAAUUCGCGAGUGAACUCAUUAAAGAUAGAGCCUCAGGUAUUUCUGUAAGAAAUUCUUGAAUUUUUCUCGAAUCGUGGAAUCUCAGACGGAGCGGCACAAGCGUGAUAUAUAUUCACGAUUAAAGUCAAAGAAAUUAGGAAAGUUUAAGAAGAAGAAAAAUAAGAUUGAAUCUUUUUCAGCAUGACACGCAGUUAGUCGCUCUCUCAUGUAACGCUGCCCCGUUUUACGAUAUGAAAAUAUCGUGACAAAUUUGCGAUAAAAAUUUAGAAAUUUUCAACGAGAUUUAAAGUUUAUCGGAUAAUAUCGCGUCUCUCUCUCUCUCUCUCUCUCUCUCUCUUUCUCUGUUCCCCCUCCCCCUUCCCUCUCCCUUUCUAUAAUGAUACCGCAUCCUUUUUGAACUUUCAGUACAUUUUUGAUGCAAAAAAGUUCAAAUUGUUAAGGACAAAUCAUUUCCGUCGAUAUAUUUUCGGUCUGUAGACAUGGUGAAACAUUCGACGAAGCGUCUGUACGUCGUCGUAUUCCUUACUGUUAGACAGACAUGACUUAUUCUGUACUAUUACGCAAGUUAGUGGUAUUGUCAGUGGUGUUGCCAGUGGACAAGCCAAGCGAAAAAUUUUUUACGAAUUGUUACGAGGAGAAAAAGAAGCUAAUCCAACAGCAAUAUACACAUGUCCGAUUAUAUACGCUUGCGUGCAGAGAAUCGAAGGCGAUUAAGUAUGUGUGAUAGAGAGUGGAAGGAGAACGUUCUCCUUUUUUUUUUUUUUCGAAAUUCAUACAUCGCUGUGACUUACGGAUAUAUCUUUGUGAAAAAUGAAUGAAUUAAAAGUGAUCGACUGGGAUUUAUUCUGUAAAUAAAAUCCAAUUGCUGUUCUUUAAAACUAGAAAUACUGGUGCUAAAAAGUUUUUUUAUUACUCUCUGCUUCUUCUCUAUUUCUCAUAUAGACCUAAAAUCUUUUUUCCGAUUUUUUUUUUUUUUUAACAAAUAAGUGUGACUCGAGUUAUUGAAUUUCUAACGAGAGAUGAAACCAAUUACAUAAAUUGACGAUCUAAUUUCGCCGAAAAAAUCUAUUACCAUUGAUUUCUUUUAAUUCAAGAAUUUCUUAAGAAUAACUCGAACGCUUUCAUCAUCAACAAACAUUAUUAGCGACAUAACGGACUUUGGGGGAGGGAUUUGUUAACAUUGUUAUCGACACGUUUGUAUCUUAUUAUACUAUAUCUUUACCUGUACAUAUAUUUUCGCAAGAGACAAUGCAUGUAUCGUCAAUUAUCAUGCGUUCAAAGUAUCCCACAUCAUACCUCCAUUUUGAAAGAACUUGCAAAAAAUAAGUAAAUUUAAAAGGAUUCGAGAGAAAAUUCAUUUCGUGAGAAUGAAAUUAAACAGCAUGCAGAAUGCAGUCCCAUCCUUUUGGUUUGCCUAUUUUUUGCAGUAAAAGUAUAAAGUAGUUUACGAGUGCACUUAAAAGACGGCUCGUCGUAAUGUGAGAGACCGAUAGCAUACCGGAUAAAGAUGCGAUUCUUACCAGUUAUGGAGGCACGUGUGAUAUCUGACUAUCUAAAGUCUGUCGAGGAGAAUUGCUACGUAAGGCGAUCUUAAUGUUCACCGCUGUCUACUCUCAAUAAAGUGGCUGUCAUUCAAUAAG
Messenger RNA from Cataglyphis hispanica, 9294 nucleotides. It is a transcript of the gene GABA-B-R2, whose product is annotated as gamma-aminobutyric acid type B receptor subunit 2. The transcript is spliced from 19 exons. Gene Ontology annotation, biological process: G protein-coupled receptor signaling pathway; gamma-aminobutyric acid signaling pathway. Bases 1810 to 5592 code for a protein of 1260 amino acids. Gene Ontology annotation, molecular function: G protein-coupled GABA receptor activity. The record is from RefSeq and is a predicted model, not a curated record. Gene Ontology annotation, cellular component: G protein-coupled receptor heterodimeric complex; membrane. Lineage: Eukaryota; Metazoa; Arthropoda; Insecta; Hymenoptera; Formicidae.